Molecule: messenger RNA, 677 nt
Organism: Fundulus heteroclitus (mummichog)
Lineage: Eukaryota; Metazoa; Chordata; Actinopteri; Cyprinodontiformes; Fundulidae
Gene: snrpd1
Product: small nuclear ribonucleoprotein D1 polypeptide
Exons: 4
Coding region: 128-487 (119 amino acids)
Biological process (GO): RNA processing; spliceosomal snRNP assembly
Cellular component (GO): commitment complex; U1 snRNP; SMN-Sm protein complex
Molecular function (GO): RNA binding
Source: RefSeq, a predicted model, not a curated record
GCAGCUUCUUGAUGACGUCACAUCCCCGAACGUUGCUCCUACACACAACAGCGGCCUGUGUUUUCACUCGAGCGCUGUAAUUUUUUUCUCUUCAGUGGAGGAUUUCUCUCUACUGUUUGCCACCACCAUGAAACUAGUCAGGUUUUUGAUGAAGCUCAGUCAUGAGACUGUCACCAUUGAACUAAAGAAUGGCACCCAGGUCCAUGGCACCAUCACAGGUGUUGACGUGAGCAUGAACACCCACCUGAAGGCGGUGAAGAUGACCCUGAAGAACCGGGAGCCCACUCAGCUCGAGUCGCUGAGCAUCCGAGGCAACAACAUCCGCUACUUCAUCCUGCCGGACAGCCUGCCGCUGGACACCUUGCUGGUGGACAUCGAGCCGAAGAUUAAAUCCAAGAAGAGAGAAGCAGUGGCGGGCCGGGGAAGAGGCAGAGGACGAGGACGUGGGAGAGGAAGGGGCAGAGGGCGAGGUGGACCCAGGAGAUGAUCAUCUGGUCUUUCUGUUCCUUGUCGUCGCCCCACUGUUUGUACAGGAUUUUUUUUCUGUUCAGAGGAAACAAUUGGUGAAUUUCAGUGUGCUUUUUUUUUUCUUUUGUACAUUAAACCCGUUUAGAAGACAAAAGAGCUUCUGUUUUCUUUCUUUUUCUAAACAAUGUUGAAUAAAGUGUUUUUGCACC